AUGGCCUGUUCAUCCCUUGAGGUCUUUCCCUUCAAAGACCAGGAGCUCCCAGCCCAACUUUUGUGCCAGCUGAACUGCCUCAGGCAUGAGCGAAUCUUCACAGACGUGCUCCUCUGCACCGAGGACCGGGAGAUCUCUUGCCACAGGAACGUUCUAGUAUCCAGCAGCCCAUACUUCCGUGCCAUGUUCUGCAGCACCUUCCGGGAAAGCAGCCAAGCCAGGGUGGACUUAAAGGGCAUUAGCUCUGAUAUCUUGGCGGGCAUUGUUGACUACAUCUACACUGGAACAAUCAAUAUAAGCAUGGAGAUAGUGCUGCCUCUGAUGCAAGCAGCUUCAAUGCUGCAGUACCCAAGACUCUUCGAGGCAUGCUCAGUCUUCUUGCAGGGGCAGCUAAACCCAGAAAACUGCUUGAGCAUGAUCCGCCUCUCAGAGAUUUUGCACUGUGACAGUCUGAGAGACAGAGCAAAAGAGAUGGCAGUGCGUUGUUUUUCAGAUGUGGCUGCCUCGGAGGACUUUUGCGAGCUCUCACUGCCUGAGCUUAUUUGCUACCUGGAGGAUGACAGACUUUGCGCAGAGGAAGAACAGGUAUUCGAAACGCUCUUAGCCUGGAUCCAUCAUGACCCAUUCUCCAGACGUGGUGCCAUUCAUGACUUAUUCAAAAAGGUGCGAUUGCGAUAUAUUCAUCCCACGUAUCUCUUUCAGUUCAUAGCCAACGACCCACUUGUUCAAUCCUCCACACUUUGCACUGAAAUCAUUGAGUCUGUGCGUCGACUUAUGUUCUCAGUUAGUGCCAAAUGCACACGUGAACUAAAGCCUCUCUGGACUACCCCUCGCCGCUACACCUGCAGAGAGACUUUAGUGGUCGUAGGGGGACGCAAGAACAAUGAGCAGACGUCUCGGGAGGCAUUGCUUUAUGAUGAGCGCACCCAUCGCUGGCAAUGGCUGGCCAAACUGCCUCUACGCUUGUACAAGGCGGCUUAUGUUUGCAUACACAGCAUUCUGUACGUAGUAGGAGGACUAAGUCUCAGUCUGGCUUCAGGAGACAGCGCAGUUAGUGCGACAGUUUACACUCUCUCAUUAAAGACCAACCAGUGGAGGACAGCUGAACCCAUGCUCGAGCCCCGGUAUGCCCAUCAGUGUGUGUCUUACUUGCAUUUUAUUUUUGCUUUGGGAGGCAUAGGGGCUGAUAAACAAAUCUCGAACACAGUAGAACGCUACAACAGCAUGUUUAAUCAGUGGGAGCCUAUGGCCCCAAUGCCGAAAGCAGCCCUUCACCCUGCGGUGACUGCCAAUGACCAGAGGAUCUACGUGUUUGGAGGGGAGGAUUCAAUGCAGAAUCCAGUGAGAUUAAUACAGGUUUAUCACAUCCCACGGAACCAGUGGUCUAGACUGGAGACCAGGACUGUGAAGAAUGUCUGUGCACCUGCUGCUCUAAUAGAAGACAAGAUUUACAUAAUUGGAGGGUACACAAGAAGGGUAAUAGCCUAUGACACCAAAGCCAACAAGUUUUUUAAAUGUGAGAACAUGAGGGAGAGGAGAAUGCACCACUCAGCUACUGUGAUCAACAACAAGCUCUAUGUAACAGGAGGACGAUUCCUGAACAGCCAUGACGCCAUCGAGGACUCGGACUGUUUCGAAUGCUAUGACCCCAAAACUGAUGUGUGGACUUCGAAAGGAACUUUACCAUACAAGCUGUUUGACCACGGCUCUCUGGCCCUGGUCUGUGUGUCCAACCGGCCCAAUCCACCAUGACUCAUGAGAUAGGACCGAAACGUU
This is a messenger RNA of Trichomycterus rosablanca, 1776 nucleotides long. It is a transcript of the gene klhl38a, whose product is annotated as kelch-like family member 38a. The transcript has 3 exons. The record is from RefSeq and is a predicted model, not a curated record. Gene Ontology annotation, molecular function: protein binding. Bases 1 to 1752 code for a protein of 583 amino acids. NCBI's taxonomy places the organism in Eukaryota, Metazoa, Chordata, Actinopteri, Siluriformes, Trichomycteridae.